UUUAUAUUGAUUUAAUUUGUUUACAAAAUUAGAAGCCAGUUCAGGAAUAGAAAGGCGUUAAAUAGCGUAAAGAAACAUCAUGACUCCACAGGAUGCAGAUUUGGCAUUUAAGACCAAGAAAACGUCAGAAAAAAUAUGCGAAAACAUACACAUUGUCGCCAAUGACCCAUCAUUGGCAUUCUUUCGUAUACAGGAACAUGUACGUAAGGUAUUGCAGCCAAUUUCUGAUAAGCGAUCAGAGGUGAUACAAUUGCAAACCAACUUACAAGGACACUGUUAUGACAUGGAAUACGCAGUUAGUGCCGUGAAAGGUGUCGAGCAUUCAGAAGCAAUCUUCAAAAACAUACAAGAAAUGAUAAAAACUUCAAUAUUUUUAAAGCAGCAGCUGAAGUAUGGAGAACUAAAAAAUAAAUCUAAAAAGGAGUCAACUAGUAAUUCGGUUUAUAAGCGUUUUUCUGCACAUUUAACAUUGGAUUUACCAGAGUUACCAGAUUUUAGUGGUGUGAUGCGCGAAACGAGUCAACGGGUGGAAACUAUGAUGACUUCGACAAGAGACAACAACAAUGUGCCACAAAGUAAUACCGGAGAAUUACAAAGAUCAUAUACCACAUUGCAUUGAACAUAGAAAAAAUAAAAAACAAUACUUAUCAUUAAUCGUAUUGAUAUAUGUACUUCUAUUGUAAUAUUAGAAUAUAAGAUAAUUACAGUAGUUGUAAGAUUCAGUUAAAAUAGUAAUAAUAAAUAAAUAAAAUACACAAUCAGCAUACAUGUAAUUAAACAUAAACAUC
Molecule: messenger RNA, 788 nt
Organism: Ceratitis capitata (Mediterranean fruit fly)
Lineage: Eukaryota; Metazoa; Arthropoda; Insecta; Diptera; Tephritidae
Product: BLOC-1-related complex subunit 8 homolog
Exons: 3
Coding region: 80-619 (179 amino acids)
Cellular component (GO): BORC complex
Source: RefSeq, a predicted model, not a curated record